This is a messenger RNA of Aaosphaeria arxii CBS 175.79, 1447 nucleotides long. RefSeq lists its product as uncharacterized. The transcript has 2 exons. Lineage: Eukaryota; Fungi; Ascomycota; Dothideomycetes; Pleosporales. Bases 163 to 1212 code for a protein of 349 amino acids. The record is from RefSeq and is a predicted model, not a curated record. Gene Ontology annotation, molecular function: nucleic acid binding.
GACUCCUGACCUCCCUGACCUCCACCACUCCAGUUCCCAGGUGGCAUUGCCCUUCAUAUUGUCAGUUUCUCUCCAUUUCGAUCUGAUCAAUCCUCACCAGCCACCGCGCUGCACCCACUUCUCCCUUCACACCUCGCGAUCGCCACUUGCACCCUACCCGUUAUGGCCAUCCACUCCACCGCCGACGACGGCCCCUCGCCAGACCACCCCCAGCAAGCAGCCCCUCCGCAUCCCAUCGACAUCGAAGCAUGGACCGAGCAAGCAACCGCCGCAAUGAGCGCCGUAACCAUCGCCGCACCCCCAGGCGGAGAAAGCAUCCAACAAACCGCAACCGUGACGCUCUCGAUCCCCCUCGACGAUGAGCAUCACGACCCAGCACCUCGGUCCACGCCCGCCGCCGCAGCACCCAAAACCACGGCCACGGCGACAGCAGGCGACGCAGGGUACUACAAGCGCAAGGAGCCCCUCCGCCGCGACAGUAUGAAACGCCGCGACGCGCUCCUCAAAGGCAAAGAAGGCAGUCGCCGCCGCCAGCGCUGGGAAAACGACCACCUCCUCACAAACCCACACCUCACGCCCCCGUCCCCGCACGACUGGGAAAUCCACCCAACCUACCCAACAACCCACGUACCCUACUACCUCGCGCCCCUCUGGGACGCCGGCCUCGCGCGCCAGUCCGCCGCCCGCCGCGCCGCGAAAUCGUCCAAGGGUACCUCGCGGACCGUGCAGACGGCCCCGUCGGCGCCGGGCAUCGUGCCGCGCGAGCUGCGGGAGCGGCUUAAGAAAGCACGAGGCGCGAAGGGUCUGCUGCGCGACCUCGAGGGCGAGGUGAGGGCGUUUGUCGAGGUGUGGGAGGAGAGGGGGCGGGCGGCGGAGAGGGAUGGGCUGCCUGUUGAUCCUGAUAGCAGCGAUGAUGAGAUUGUGUUUGUUGGGAGGGGCGGGAAGAUGAGGGAGGAUGAGGAGGUGAGCAGGGAGAUGAAGCUGUUUGAGACGCCGGUUAGUGACCAGACGGGCACGUUUGGGAGGUGGCUGGUUCAUCAUAUCGGGACGUACUAUGGCCUCCGGACGUGGUCGGUUACGAAGGGGGAUCCCGCGAGGAGGGAGGCGUAUGUCGGGAUUGUGGAUGGGGGGAAGGUGAGGGCGAAGACGGGGAGGGAGGUCGGGGGUGGGACUGGGUGUGGUUUGCCUAGGCCGCUUUAUGGGUUGGUUUGAUGGGGUGGUGAGGGUAGAGUAUAGAUGGGUAACUAUAGAGUGGGUAGGUAGGUUAGAUUCACUCUUCUCGUGGUGGGUGGGGGGUUUGAGAGGGGAGAUAGAUAUAUACAUGUGUCGUUUUGUGUGCUUGUGUGAUCGUGUGUGCUUGAAUCUGGGUGGCAGUCGGUCUUUUGGAUCGUGUCUUGAGUGAAGAGAAUGCAGAGAGACAGAGAGCGAGAUGGAGCUGGUGGUAUAC